ACUAUUUCCCUGAUUUUGAUGCAUUUCAGAAGAAGCAAAAAUAAAUUAACUAAAAAGUUUAAUAAAAAUGACAGGAAAAAAUAUAUUUUGAGAGUUUAUAUAUGUUUUUGCUAAGCCAGACUAUCAUCUCAUUCUCAUCUGCAUUUUGGGUGUUCUUUUCUCCUCUCUCCUUCCAAGUUUUAAGAGAAGAAAACCAGCAUCUGGGUGUUAAAAAGAUUGGAUCUUUGUUUGAAACCAGUUUGAUUUUCAAGUAAGGAGUUGCUGGCUUUCUUGCUAAAAGGUUGAGGUUUUAUAGAUAAUGCAGUGUGAGAAAACAUACUUCAUAGGCAAGUUCAAUGGAUGGUAGUGUGAUGGCUGAUCCUGAUCCAGACUCGUCUACAUUGGGUUUAAGGCAUAUUAGCAGCUCACUAUUCAAUAUUCCUGGUUUCCUUGUUGGGUUUAGCACUAAGGGUUCUUUGGAUUCUGAUGCUGUACGAAGCCCUACAUCUCCUCUUGAUUUGAGAGUGUUUGCAAAUUUUAGCAACCCCUUUACUGUUAGUUCUCCUAGAUCAUCAUCUCAAAGUGGUUGUCAAAAGAAGUGGGAUUGUAGUAAGAUAGGCUUGGGCAUUGUGAAUUUGCUUGCCGAUGAAAUUAAACCAGAUGGUGGAGACCUUGAUUCUCCAAAGAGAAUGAAUAUUGUAUUUGGACCACAGGUGAAGACAAAGUUUCCUUAUUCAUCAAGGUAUUCCCGUGAAUACCUUGGUAAUUCCAUGAAAUCCAAUUCUUUGCCUAGGAAUUACAUAAUUUCACAGCUUUUCCAAGCCAGAAAAUCCAGCACCAAGUCAGCAGAUUCUAGUCUUGACUUUGGAAAUGAAGAAGUACCGGUUGAACCCAAAACAGAUCUUGGGCUUUCCCCUUCAUUUAUUUCCUCUAGUGAAAACCUGAAUAUGAGUUCCGAAAGUUGUUGUUCAGAAAAUGCAACCUUCGGUACUAACAGUUCACCUCUGCCAAUUGGCAGACCUUUGCAAGUAGAUAAUUCUUUGGUAAGUAAACCAAGUUCACUUCCUAUACUCCUCAGCCAUAGCAUGGUGUCUCUUUCCACACAUGAGCUAGAGCUUUCCGAGGAUUAUACUUGUAUAAUUUCUCACGGUCCGAACCCGAAAACAACUCAUCUUUUCGGUGACUGUAUUUUGGAAUGUCACAACAAUGAGUUGACCAUUUUUGACAGAAAAGCCGAAUCUGGUACCAAUGUGCCCCCACCAACUAAGAGCGGAGAGACUUCAACACUUCACCUCUCUGAUGAGUAUUUGAGCUUCUGUUACACUUGCAAGAAAAAACUAGAGAAGGAUGAAGAAGUUUACAGGCACAGAGGUGAAAAGGCAUUUUGCAGUUUUGAUUGCCGCACUGAGGAGUUUUUUGCCGAUGAGGAAAUGGAGAAAACUUGUAAUAAUUCCUCAUCCAACAGUUCUCCAGAACAGAGCAAUGAUGAAGAUGUCUUCCUAAUGGGUAUGUCCAUUAACAUGUAAUGGACUAUUGUUGUGAUAGCUUUUUGCAGGCAUUCAUGCCCAGAGUGAUAACAUUAAUUAACCUGGAUGAUCAUCUGUUCAUAAAAAGAGCUGUUUAUGUGAAUCUAUCUGCAGCCAUGGAUGAUCGGAGCAUAAAUCACAAUUCAUGGAUAGCACAGCAUAGAGUUUAAUUUAUAAUCCGGAGAUAUAAUAUCAUUAGACUGUUGCAUUAUAAUUUUGAUUAGAUGAGUUAGUAGCGGCAGGAAGCCCCAUCUCAUCAGUUUUCUUUUUAUUAUAUCUUUUUUGUUUUUGUUGCUCCUGUGUGAGCUGUUGCAGAAACUUUGGAACUUGUUGUUUAUUCGAACUUAUUAACUAGUUCAUUUUCAUAGCGGAACUGAUUGAUUGUCUUCCACUACAAUAAAUGAACCUUUUCUUGUAGGAAA
Gossypium raimondii (Peruvian cotton) is the source of this 1927-nucleotide messenger RNA. RefSeq lists its product as hypothetical. The coding region runs from base 336 to 1505 and encodes 389 amino acids. The transcript has 4 exons. NCBI's taxonomy places the organism in Eukaryota, Viridiplantae, Streptophyta, Magnoliopsida, Malvales, Malvaceae. The record is from RefSeq and is a predicted model, not a curated record.